CAUAAUUAACUGAAUGAAAUAAUGUUAUAUUAACUUAAUUGGUUGUAUGCUAAUUAGAUUAUUUUAACAUGUAUAUAAUUAUUUAUUUUACUAAAUAAAUUUCUUUUCAACUAUUUUUGUAAUAUAUAAUUCUCAAUCUUUGGGUUUUGGCAAAGUCAAUUCUAUUUAUUCUAACUUGAAUAUGUCUAUUAAUAUCAAUUCAACAAAACAAUUUGAUGAAGCUUUGGAAUCAAAUAAAGAUAAAUUAAUUGUUGUUUGCUUUUAUGCAACAUGGUGUGGUCCUUGUAAACAAGUUGCACCAUUAUUUGAAGCAAUGGCUAUCAGUAUGACUAACAUUGCUUGUCUCAGAGUAGAUUUAGAUUCUUAUAGGGAAUUGGUGAAAAAAUAUGAAGUUACUUCUGUGCCUACUUUUAUUUUUAUAAAAAAUAAGCAAAAAGUUGAUAUAGAAUGUGGUAUAAACUUUAAUAAUGUUAGAGAAAAAGUGAAAAAAUAUUCUUAAAUUCCCUAUGAUCUUUUUUUUAUUCAAUUUAUUCACUCAAUAAAAUAAUAAAAUUUAUAAUACUAUUUUAUUGAUAAUUUUAAUUCAAUAUUAAUAUUAAAUUUGUAAUUUUCUUGUAUUAAUAAACUAAAAUCUAUUUUUUACCAAUUGUUCUGUUCUUAAUUUGCAAAUAUUUUUACUAAUAAUUUGAGUUGUCUCUAGACCUGUCAUACAUCCCACUUUAAGUUAUGCUGUAUUGCUAAAUAAAUUUUAUCACCUGCAGAAAAAAACAAGACUAAAUGUCUUGCUAAAUUUUAUAUUCUGCCAAAAAUCAUAAACUUUUAUAUUUUAAUCUAAAGAAAUUAAAAUUAUUUUUAUACAUUAUAUUACAUUAACUGGAAAUUUUGUCAAAUUUUAUAUUUUUGGAUUUUUUUUAAGUAAAAAACUCUUAUUGUGACCUAAUUAUAUUCCAAAUAUCAUAUUAUAUCCUUCUAGACUAGCGAUGAACAUUGUUGGCUAAUGUGAUAAUAGUGUUAAUUUUUGUAAAAUGAUGGAGUCUAAAUAAAUUAAUGAUUAUUUAUGCUAAAAGGCUAUAACAGCAGCUAAAAAGUGCAUAGAAUAAAGUUUCUGCCAGCAGGCUGUAACUGCAGCUAUAACUAUGAAAUGAUAAUAUAUUCAACAGAUUAAAGAAUAAAGUAAUGAAUCUUAAUUUUUUUUAUUACACAUAUGUUUGUUGAAGAAUGGACAAAUCUUGUAAAUACAUACAUGCGAAAUGGUUAUCAUUAAUUCCUGCAUUCAUUGAGCCAUUAGUGCUGACUCAGGAGUUGGCUCGAAUCAACUUAGUAGUUGGUUGAGUUUAAUUUUGAGCUGAUUUUUUUUGUGAGAUAUUUCAAGAAUAUAAGUAAAAUUUGUGUGCAGUUUUUCUACGGUGGAUUCAGAAUUUAGCUACUUCAAUGAGCAACAUGAGUGGGUUAGCUGAAUUUUCUCUUGAACUUUUAGGUCACACAUGCUUAAUUAUAACUACAAAUAAAUUAUUAAAAAAAACUAUUUACCACUCAGAUUCAGAUGUUUUAUAAAUAUAUUAAAAAAAUUGACCACUAAUAUUUUUUAAUCGAAUAAUUAUAAAACCCUGGUGAACCAAUAAACAUAUUGGUCAAAGAAUAAUGACAAAAAGGUCAGGUGUAAAUUACCAAGAUGUAGGGCAUUACCAAAGGUUAAAUGCUGUUUAGAUGGUAAUAUUUUUUCACACAUUGCUUUAUGGAAAGUGGACAAUUGUGGGAAAUUAUGUGUGAUGAUAGGAAAACAAUGGGAAAUUUCUUUAAAAAAUACAGAAAUAUGAUUUAAUUUCAAGUUAUUUAAUUUGUUAUAUUUGUUUGAAGAUGAAAGCUAUUCCAGAUCUCAAUCAAACUAAUAAAAUUUAUAUUCCAGUCCAUUCUUAUAUUUGUCCAGUCAUCAAAAGAUGUAGUGAUUGACGACAAAUAUUUAAGUUUAUAGCCAUUUUAGCUUCCCUUUAGAAGGGAAGCAAAUAAUAGAUGCCGAGUCGCGCCUACCACUAAUUGCCACGUCUCUAACAUCAUUCACCUCAUGCCCUGGCGGCCUUCCAUAAAGAGCUGGGAAAACGGAUUUCUACCAGAAUUGAGGUUUCCAAUGAGGGAUUCUACCUGAGUCAAAGGCAAUAAAAUACAACUACCUCAGCUUUAUACCCUAAAUGAUGGACUAAUAAACAUCCUAUGCAUAGGAUAUAUUUGCUCCCAAUUAUAAAGUUAACGCUAAAAAGGAACCUGGAUAUCAAUAAAUAAAAUACAGCAAAA
Messenger RNA from Gordionus sp. m RMFG-2023, 2289 nucleotides. Its product is annotated as thioredoxin-like. The coding region runs from base 182 to 499 and encodes 105 amino acids. The record is from RefSeq and is a predicted model, not a curated record. NCBI's taxonomy places the organism in Eukaryota, Metazoa, Nematomorpha, Gordioida, Chordodea, Parachordodidae. Gene Ontology annotation, cellular component: cytosol. The transcript has 7 exons. Gene Ontology annotation, molecular function: protein-disulfide reductase activity.